Zygosaccharomyces rouxii is the source of this 1470-nucleotide messenger RNA. RefSeq names its product cysteine protease ATG4 (gene ATG4). The record is from RefSeq and is a predicted model, not a curated record. Gene Ontology annotation, molecular function: protein-phosphatidylethanolamide deconjugating activity. The coding region runs from base 1 to 1470 and encodes 489 amino acids. The transcript has a single exon. Lineage: Eukaryota; Fungi; Ascomycota; Saccharomycetes; Saccharomycetales; Saccharomycetaceae.
AUGAAUUAUUUGUCCAAGAUGUCAAUACAGGGUGAUGAUCCAGGUGGUGAUGGGGGUUCAGAUCAGAAUGAGGUCAAUCAAGAAGACUAUGUGUUGCUAGGAGAAUCUUAUCCGGUUUUACCACUUGAUAAUAAUAAUGGGGCAGGGGAAGAAAAUAAGAAUGUUAACGAACCCUAUCUCGCUCGUCUGAUUGGUGGUCUUUUCAGUAAGAAUAGUAAUGAAAAUCCGGAUUUCUUAUCAGAUGUGAGGUCUAGAUUGCAUUUUACAUAUAGAACAAGGUUCAUGCCAAUUCCAGCAGUACCAGGGGGACCUUCACCAUUAAGUUUCCAUUUUCUCAUCAGGGAAAAUCCUAUAAAUGCUAUUGAGAAUGCGAUUAACAAUCCAGCAUGUUUUAAUACUGAUGUCGGAUGGGGUUGCAUGAUACGUACCGGUCAGAGUUUACUGGGUAAUGCAUUACAAAUUGCUCGGUUGGGUCGUGGAUAUCGUAUUGGAUCAGAAUUGAAACCUGAGGAAAUAUCUAUCAUUGAUUGGUUUGUAGACAUUCCAGAUGCACCGUUUUCGAUUCACAAUUUUGUAUCUAAGGGGAUGGAAUUAUCAAGUAAAAGGCCUGGAGAAUGGUUUGGACCUGCUGCCACUUCGAGAAGUAUCCAAAGUCUAAUACGUGGAUUUAAACAAUGUGGGAUUGACGAUUGUCAAAUUUCAGUAUCUUCUGGAGACGUCUACGAAGAAGAUGUGAUGAAAGUUUUCAAUGAGUCUAAGGAUAGUAGAAUUCUUUUGUUAUUAGGUGUUAAAUUGGGUAUUAAUGCGGUUAACGAAUUUUAUUGGAAUGAUAUUAAAAGGUUAUUGGGAUCAAAAUUUUCUGUGGGCAUAGCUGGGGGCAGGCCCUCUUCGUCACUUUAUUUUAUUGGAUAUCAGGGGAACGAAUUGCUAUAUCUAGAUCCUCAUACUGCACAACCAUUCCUUUCGCCAUCUCAUCAAGAGCGCUCUUUUUACGACUCGUGUCAUUCUUCCAACUACGGUAAAUUGGCCAUUCAAGAUUUGGAUCCAUCUAUGCUUAUCGGUAUCCUAAUAUCAGGUGAAGAAGAAUUCAAAGAAUGGAAGCGAGAGGUAAAAGAUUCUCACAUUAUAAACAUUUUAGAGAGGAAACCGGGUCCCAUGGAAUCUGUUUUUGAUGGUGAUUUGGAUAGUUUUAACAUGCCGGAUAAUGAUGGAUUUAACGAUAAAAGUACUAUAGUCGAUGGUGACUACGUGGAUAUUAGAGCUGUAAUAAAGCAUAACGACAGUGCAUCCUGCUGUGAAAAGGACGACGGAUUUCAAGAUAUACACUGCAAGAAACAACACAUCGUUGUAAUUGGUGAUCGUAGUUGUUCAACUACUUCACAAGACGUGGAAGUAGAAAAAGUGCUUGUUGAACACGAAACCGUAGGGGUUCCUGAACCCCAGCAUAAUGAGGUAGCGGAUAUACUCUAG